UUUGAUAAUUACGCGUGUUCUAACUAAGCAGGGUAUUAUGUCGAACGUUUGGUUUUACCGUCUACGUCAUCAACACGUUAACCCCAUUGAUCCAGACAUUCGAACAGAUGGCGUAGAAGACGUUAAGAGACUCGCAUCGAAGAAGUGUCCUAAACAGAUGUUGUACAGUGGCCAUGAUGAUAGUGCAUCUUCUCUUAGUCUUCGAAACAGUGAAGAGUCGAAAACGGGAGACACGAACACCACUGAUAGUCUUGACAAUGUGUCACAGCAGAUAACUAGGGUACGGGUGGAGUUUUACGUCAAUGAAAACAGAUUCAAGGAACGUCUUCAGCUUUACUUCAUUAAAAAUCAGCGUUCUAGUUUAAGGAUAAGAAUUUUUAACUUACUGCUGAAGUCACUUUUGUGCUUGCUCUAUGUUCUGAGAGUUGCUUUAGAUCGAGGACCGAAGUAUGCCAAAUG
Limulus polyphemus (Atlantic horseshoe crab) is the source of this 459-nucleotide messenger RNA. RefSeq lists its product as uncharacterized. The record is from RefSeq and is a predicted model, not a curated record. Lineage: Eukaryota; Metazoa; Arthropoda; Merostomata; Xiphosura; Limulidae. The transcript is spliced from 4 exons. The annotation marks the transcript as partial.